Messenger RNA from Episyrphus balteatus (marmalade hoverfly), 996 nucleotides. RefSeq names its product RNA-binding protein 7. Lineage: Eukaryota; Metazoa; Arthropoda; Insecta; Diptera; Syrphidae. The record is from RefSeq and is a predicted model, not a curated record. Gene Ontology annotation, cellular component: nucleus. Gene Ontology annotation, biological process: regulation of alternative mRNA splicing, via spliceosome. The transcript is spliced from 2 exons. The coding region runs from base 141 to 791 and encodes 216 amino acids. Gene Ontology annotation, molecular function: single-stranded RNA binding.
AUUUUGACAACACAAACAUACACCAAAAAAGAUAUCUUCAAAAUCAAAACAUUUUUUUAUUUUUUAACCAAAAAACUACACAAAAUAAAUUUCUAAUUUGAAUAAAUUCAAAGAAAACCAAAAAAAAAAAAAUCUAAAAUAUGUAUCAUCAAAUAAAAAUGAUACCAAAUUACCCACAAAGGGGAGAAACACUUGAAGUAGAAUCAGAAGACGAAGACGAUGAAUCGAAAAGGACAAUUUUCUGUGCGAAUUUAGAUCAAAGAGUCACAGAAGAGCUACUUUAUGAAGUAUUUCUUCAAGCUGGACCAAUUGAAACAGUUAGAAUACCCAAAGACAAUGGAGGGCGCCAAAAGACCUUCGGCUUCAUAACCUACAUUCACAAAUGCUCUGUUUCAUAUGCAUUAAAUCUUUUAGCUGGUCUAAGUUUAUUUAGAAAGAAUCUAACAAUCAAAACAAAAGAUCAACCAGCUCAAAGUCUUCCCAAUGAUUGUGAGCCACUUCGUAGAAGUGGUGGAAGAGAUAACUUUGCUUUGCGAGGCAAUAAUUUCAAUGGAGGUGGUAAUCCUUUCAGUCGAGAUAAAUCCCCACCAAAGCGAAUCGAAUGGGGUUCCUCCAAUAGACGAAGUGAUGAAUUGCAAAAGCAUUCAUCGCAUAAUUCUCGACCACAUCAAAUCUCGCCGUAUUCUCGUUCGGAUCCAUCACGAGAUCAUGGCGGCGGUGGCGGUGGAGGUAAUCACAACAGACACAACAACAACAACAGACGAUCUGAGCAAAGAAACAGGCACAGAUAACAAAUGCUAUUAAUAAGGAAUCUUUUGUACAAAUCUACUAAUAUCCAUUCGUGCAUUAUCGAAGUCAUCUUCCUUGCGAUAUAAGUUCGUUUAACAAAUCCGCGAAGCAAUAAAAAAAAAAAACCUUUAUAAAUCCUGUUUAUGUACAUAAUUCAUGAAUUCGAAAAUAAAAUAAUGUACCUUCUGAAUAUAUUUCUAAAGAUUA